GUUGUAACCCUGAUUGACUGACGAUGACAGCGAAAGGGACAGUAACGAGCAACAGGAUUGUACAUCAAAACACGUCACGUGCAGCGCCGGUCCCUAAUUAGACAUAUCGCACAAGUGUCACGCCACACACAAGCACGCCCAAGUCCAAUCACAUCAAUCAAUUGCUUCAAACCCCCUGCCUGGCCUGACAGACAGCCGCGGCUAUCUUGCCCUUUCCUCCUGCUGACUGGCGGCGGUUGGCGUGCCCCCCUCUGGUGGCGCCUCCACAUCCGACGCAGCACCCUCACUGGCCGCAUUCUGAGGCUCCACUGGUAUCGACAGGAAGAUCCCCUUCAGAUGCACCGCAAAGAUGCAGGACACGAUGCGCAUCAGGAUCGUCAGUCGGCCGACGAGCAGAGGGGGGAGGAUGCCUGAGAAAGAAGAGGGAACAUAACACACACUAGUUGGCUGGGCUGGUGAAGUGAAUGCAUUCAUCGGCAUGCCAUGCGUUGCGUACCGAGUGCAAGGAAGCCAAAUAGCUGCCCCAGCAGUCCGAUGAACGAAAUGCCGAUGAACCGCUCAAAGUGCCGGUAGGCCGGCCGCAAGCACACAACGACGCCCAGGAAGUAGUACACGCAAUUGAAGCCGAUCUCGAUGCCAGUCUUCAGUCUAGCCCGCCUGCGCAACAUGUCAACGAGAUUCGGCGCCUGCACCAAUAGCACAGACAAACCACACAUGGGUCAACCAACAUGCCUACCCAUCCAGUCUACGCGUACAUUUGGGUUUUGCUUCUGCCAGUCCUGAACCUGCAAACACACAUGCAGUACAUCAACACACAGCGCGAUGGCGGAAGAAAGCUGUCCUGUCCAUGCACCAGUGCUCCGACCUGCUGGCUAUUCCUCAUGGCGUCGAGCUGCACGGGGAAGAAGCUCAGGAAGAUGAGGGUGAAGGCGCCGUUGAUGAUGAAGUCGAUGGCCAGCACACACAGGAACAGGUUCAUCUGCUGCUUGAACCUGUAUAGGAGGCCCUUCGCGAGCAUCUGCGUCACAUGCUGAUCCCGCUGAUGCAGCAGCAGGGGCAGCACCUCGGCCGCCUGUGCGCCCGCCGCAUCCAUGGCCACCCACAGUGAUGGAUGCCGCCCAGCAGAUCUCUCGAAUCGCGCGACUCUCCAG
This is a messenger RNA of Vitrella brassicaformis, 1151 nucleotides long. The record is from the annotation of a GenBank genome assembly. Lineage: Eukaryota; Vitrellaceae.